ACAUGGCGGAUGAGGAAACGAAAACAUUCGCUGAGGAUACAAACAUAAGUGAUUUGCAAGUUAGUGAUGUGUUUAUCAAUGGAAAUUCAGAUAACGAGUCAAAAAAUGAAAGUGCUAAUGAUCAAGAAAAUUUGGAUACUUUAUCAUGCGAUAAAACUAUUCCGCGGAAGAGCAGUUUCAUGAAUAAAGAUGGAUCCCGUCGGAAUCAUAACAGGAAAAAGACAGUGUCGUUUAGUAGCAUGCCCACAGAGAGAAAAAUUGCAACUGCUCAAGACUGUUUAUCGUACAUGGAAGCAGGUAGUGAACUGAUAAAAGUGCGGUCAAACAGCCGGCAGUACCACCGAAUUUUCUCCCUGAACCCAGAUAUGACAGAGGUCAGAUGGCAACCUACAUCUAAGAAACCUCACAAAGCAAGAAUUCCUGUUGCUACCAUUAAAGAAGUACGAAGCGGGAAAACAACAGAUGCAUUGAAAAACAAAGAAAUUGCUGGAAUUUAUCCAGAUGAAUGUGCCUUCUCAAUCGUUUUUGGGGACAAUUUUGAGUCUAUGGAUUUGAUUGCAAACACACCUGACGAAGCAAAUAUCUGGGUGACAGGACUUACCUGUCUCAUUAACACACAGACCACUGGCUCAAUGACAUCACCGGAAGAAGCUAUUGAAGAAAUGCAGCAAAUGAGAGACAAUUGGUUAGCUGAUGCAUUUUCAGCAGCAGUACGUGAUGAAUCACAGACACUCGCCGAACAGGAAGUUGUUCGACUUCUACAGAACCUUAAUAACAACAUUGCAACCUCUAGAAUACGAACCAAAUUAAAAGAGAUUGCACUCCAUAGGGAGGAUAGUAAUAAAAGAGGUCGUCUCAACAGUAGUGAGUUUAUAUCACUGUUCAAAGAAAUGUCAACCAGACCAGAGAUUUACUUUUUAUUAGUCAGAUAUGCAAGCAAUGCUGAUUACUUGUCAACAGAUGAUUUGUUACUGUUUUUAGAGGCAGAACAAGGGAUGCAAAGAGUUACGAAGGAAAAGUGUUUAGAAGUGAUCAACAAAUUUGAACCAACCAAAGAAGGGAAACGAAAAGGAAGAUUAGGGAUAGAUGGUUUUACAGAUUACCUGUUGUCUGAAGAAUGUGAUAUAUUUGAUUCUGACCAUAACAUCGUAUGCCAAGAUAUGAAGCAACCUCUUUGUCAUUAUUUUAUUGCAAGCUCACAUAAUACGUAUUUAUUAGAAGAUCAACUGAAAGGUCCAUCGAGUGUGGAUGCAUAUAUCCGGGUACUGAGGACAGGAUGCAGAUGUGUAGAGUUGGAUUGUUGGGACGGUAACAACGAUGAACCAGUUAUAUACCACGGUCACACACUGACUUCAAAAAUCUCUUUUCGACAUGUAAUCGAAGCAAUAGACAAAUACGCAUUUGACACUUCGCAAUACCCUGUGAUAUUAUCCAUCGAGAACCACUGUAGUUUAAAACAGCAGCGUGUUAUGGUUGAUCACAUGACCUCCAUAUUUGGUGAUAAAUUGUACUGUGGUACCAUCGAUGAAAAACGAGUACGGCUUCCAAGUCCUGAGGACCUCAAGGGAAAAAUUUUAAUUAAGGGUAAGAAGUUACCUGCAUAUAUAACUGAUGAAGGAGAGGUUACAGAUGAAGAUGAAGGGGCAGAGUCAGAGAAAAAGAAGAACAACAAAAAGGAUGGUGCUUUAAAGAAACAUAAAUUAGCAAGAGAACUGUCUGAUGUGGUAAACUACUGUGUGUCCACAAGAUUUGAGGACUUUCAGGUCUCGGCUCAAAAACAGCAAUACUGGCAGAUGUGUUCAUUUAGUGAGUCUCAGGCGUUGAAGCUUGCAAUAUCCUGCCCAGAGGAGUAUGUUAAUCAUAAUAAAACAUUUCUGUCUCGUAUAUAUCCCAACGGAAUGCGGGUGGACUCGAGUAACUAUAAUCCGCAGGAUUUGUGGAACUGUGGAUGCCAAUUGGUGGCCUUAAACUACCAGACUCCGGGUUUGAUGAUGGAUCUCUAUAAUGGAUGGUUCAGUAAGAAUGGUGGGUGUGGCUAUGUGUUAAAGCCUGCCAUUAUGAGAGAAGAGAUUGCAUAUUUCAGCGCUAAUACUAAAGAAGUCAUUCCAGGAGUGUCACCACAGAUUCUGCAUAUAAAGAUUAUAAGUGGUCAAUAUUUUCCAAAGCCAAAAGGUUCAGGGGCAAGAGGGGAUGUAACAGAUCCGUAUGUUACCAUAGAGAUAUUUGGUAUUCCAGCAGACUGUGCAGAGGAGAGAUCUAAAACUGUACCUCAUAAUGGUUAUAACCCGAUAUUUGAUGAGAGUUUUGAAUUCCAAAUAAAUCUACCAGAGUUAGCACUGGUGCGGUUUUCUGUGCUAGAUGAUGACUAUAUAGGAGACGAGUUCAUUGGGCAAUAUACUAUACCAUUUGAAUGCAUGCAGACUGGCUACCGGCAUGUGAGGCUUUUGUCCAACACGGGUGAUGCUAUAGAGAACUGUUGUCUGUUUGUUCAUGUUGCAAUCACCAAUAAACGUGGAGGAGGGAAAGGUCACAAGCGCGGUAUGUCAGUCAAGAAGACAAAGAGAAAAAGAGAUUAUACCAGCAUGAAAGCAAUAGGUGUGAAAAGUAUUGAUGAAACUUUCAAGACUGCAAUACAACCAUUAAGGGAUGGAACAGAUUUGAGAGACAAUGUACAGACAGCACUUGCUGAGUUCAAAGAAACCUGUGGUUUGUCCCCUAUAGCCAAUAUAAAACAGUGUAUACGGUUGCUAGGAACUAGAGUCUCAAAUUCAUCAGAAUCAGCAACAUUAAUCUUCAACGUGGACGGAGAGUACCCUCGACUGGAAGCAGAUGGCAAUUUACCUGAUAUCCUCAAGAAGGCACUGCUGGCAUUUGAUACAAUGGUGAAUGAAUGUAGAAGUCUGAUUGAACAUGCUGAUCAUGUCUAUGAAAGGUUAUUACAAAGCCAGAGAGCUGGUCUUGAAUGGCAUGAAGAAUUGGAGAGUGUAAGCCAACAAGCUGGUCUUAAAGGCAAAAAGUUAUCAAAGGCAAUAGAAAAUUUUGCAUGGAACAUACGAGUUCUACAGGGUCAGGCAGAUCUGUUACUUCAAGCCAAAAAGGAGUGUCAGGAAUAUAUACGACAGAUCUCAGAAGCAGCAGUUACACUGGGCCUAGCAAAGGAUGGCAAUACAAUAUGCAAUAAUAACCUCACCGAUUGAAACACCUCAAUUUUGAAGAGAUUAUCGAAACAGCCAUGACAUGCUAUAAGAAGGAGAUGAAGUGCCAUUGUUAUUAGAUAACCGUAUACAACAAGCAUACUGUACAAACAUCAUAUUGUCUUACAUCUUACCGUUGUCUUAGAUUAGAUAGAAGCAACGUGUUCACAGAUAUAUGGGAUUGUAUAGACCAUAUCUUCAUGUUCACAGAUAUACAGAAAUUAAAUAGAUCAAAGCAGUGUGUUCACAGGUGUAUGGACGUUAUAUAGGUUGAUGCAUCAUGUUCACAGGUGUAUGGAAUUUAUAUAGAUGGAAGCAGUGUGUUCACAGGUGUAUGGAGAUUAUAUAGAUGGACAUAUUAUUUUCACAGAUGUAUGAAAAUAUUAUAUAGACCAGAGUAGCAUGUUCACAGAUGUAUGGUUAUUAUAUAGAUGAAAAUGACAUAGUUCAAAGCAGUGUGUUCACACAGAUGUAUAGAAAUUAUGUAGAUUGAAGCAGUGUGUUCACAGGUGUAUGGAAAAAACUAUAGUAUCACAGAAGUUUCAAGCUCCGAUGGGCCAAAGGCUCAAGCUGAGCUCUUAGUAUAAGUUGAUAUUCUGUUGUCCAUCUAUCAACCAUUGUUGUGGAGUAAAAAGUUUAGGGGGGGGGGGCAUGGGUGAGGGAUUAAUGACCUAGAGGUAAUAUUAGAACAACUGCGUAAACAUUAUACUAGUGAGCCAUUUAAUUUAUGAAUACUAAUUUGACGCUUGGUAAAAAAUGUCGGUAAAGAUAUAAAGUUGUUUUUUUAUAUGAAAAUUAAUAAAUUAUAUCACAAUAAGUAAUUUAACAUGAUGACAAAAGAGUCUGCUAGUGAUUUGUUUAAACAUGCUAUCUGUUUUCAGCCACUAUUCAAUCAAGCAAUAGGGGUUAGGUGGGAAUUAUCUUUGGAAAUAAAUAACAUCAGAGGGCAUGGGGUAAUGUGAUGCAUAAAAUACAGAUCGUCAAGCGACUAGAUUGAUAUAUAAGCAAUACAUAUUGUUUGAUCUACUUUCUGUUACAAGGUUUUCCAUUGAUUCCUCUUUAUAUAAAAGAAAAAAACAGUUCAAAAUUUAUUGUUAUAAAUAAACAGAAAUUUCAACAUUCUGUCCAUCUGUCUGUGUAAUCUGUGAAUAACUUAGGCUAUUUUAUACUCACUAAUUUCAUAUACCAUAAUAAAACCAAACUUUUUAGCUCACCUGAGCAAUGCUCAGGUGAGUUUUUCUGAUCGCUCGAUGUCCGGCGUCCGUCGUCCGUCAUCUGUCGUCUGUCGUCUGUCGUCCGUCGUCCGUCGUCUGUCAACAUUUAGCUUGUGUAUGCAAUAGAGGCUGUAUUUUUCAAUUAAUCUUCAUGAAUAUUGGUCAGAAUGAUAACCUUGAUGAAAUCUAGGCCGAGUUCGAAAAUGGGUCAUCUCGGGUCAAAAACUAGGUCACUAGGUCAAAUCAAAGAAAAACCUUGUGUAUGCGAUAGAGGCGGUAUUUUUCAAUUAAUCUUCAUGAAUAUUGGUCAGAAUGAUAACUUUGAUGAAAUCUAGGCCGAGUUCGAAAAUGGGUCAUCUCGGGUCAAAAACUAGGUCACUAGGUCAAAUCAAAGAAAAACCUUGUGUAUGCGAUAGAGGCGGUAUUUUUCAAUUAAUCUUCAUGAAUAUUGGUCAGAAUGAUAACCUUGAUGAAAUCUAAGCCGAGUUCGAAAAUGGGUCAUCUCGGGUCAAAAACUAGGUCACUAGGUCAAAUCAAAGAAAAACCUUGUGUAUGCGAUAGAGGCUGUAUUUUUCAAUUCUUCUUCAUGAAUAUUGGUCAGAAUGAUAACCUUGAUGAAAUCUAGGCCGAGUUCGAAAAUGGGUCAUCUCGGGUCAAAAACUAGGUCACUAGGUCAAAUCAAAGAAAAACCUUGUGUAUGCGAUAGAGGCGGUAUUUUUCAAUUGAUCUUCAUGAAUUUUGGUCAGAAUGAUAACCUUGAUGAAAUUUAGACCAAGUUCGAAAAUAGGUCAUCUGGGGUCAAAAACUAGGUCACUAGGUCAUAUCACGUAAAAACCUUGUGUAUGCGAUAGAGGCUGUAUUUUUCAAUUGAUCUUCAUGAAUUUUGGUCAGAAUGAUUACCUUGAUGAAAUUUAGACCAAGUUCGAAAAUAGGUCAUCUGGGGUCAAAAACUAGGUCACUAGGUCAAAUCAAAGAAAAACCUUGUGUAUGCAGUAGAGGCUGUAUUUUUCAACUGAUCUUCAUGAAAUUUAGCCAGAAUGAUUACCUUGAUAAAAUCUAGGCCGUGUUCGAAAAUGGGUCAUCUCGGGUCAAAAACUAGGUCACUAGGUCAAAUCGAAGAAAAACAUUGUGUAUGCAAUAGAGGAUGUAUUUUUCAAUUGAUCUGUAUGAAAUUUGGUCAGAAUGAUUGUCUUGAUGAAAUCUAGGUCGAUUUUGAAUAUGGGUUAUCUGAGGUCAAAAACUAGGUCACUAGGUCAAAUUAAAGAAAAAUCUUGUGUAUGCGAUAGAGACUGUUUUUUUCAAUUGAUUUUUAUGAAAUUUGGUCAGGUUGAUUGCCUUAAUGAAAUCUAGGUCGAAUUUGAAUAUGGGUCAUCUGAGGUCAAAAACUAGGUCACUUGGUCAAAUCAAAGAAAAAACUUCUGUAUGUGAUAGAGGCUGUAUUUUUCAGUUGAUCUUCAUGAAUUUUGGUCAGAAUGAUUGCCUUGAUAAAAUCUAGGUCGAGUUUGAACAUGGGUCAUCUAGGGUCAAAAACUAGGUCAUAUCUAAGAAAAUGCUUGUUUUAUCGCAAGAGACCAAUUUUUUGGUCCAAUCUUAAUGAAAAUUGGUCAGAAUAUUUGUUUCCUUGAAAUCACUAGGUCAAACAUGUUUUACACUGUUAUGGAGUGUUUCUUAGGUGAGCGACCUAGGGCCAUCUUGGCCCUCUUGUUUUAAAUUAUACCUCUAUGAUAGUAUACACAAACUCACCUAAAAUGUUUUUUUUAAUCUGCAUUUUCUUGGUUUUUGCUAAAAUAUUUUAUUUACUUUUUAGCAGCUGUGUAGUCAUAUAGAAUGUCUCUAAAACCAUACUUAGAAAGAAACCAUUCACCAUCUGUAAUUGAAAAUUGUAUAUGUACAUAGUCAUCAUAGUUGAAACUAAGUAUUGUAUAUAGAAAAAUUUUGAUACAUAGAAUCUAGUAUGGUGAGUCAUUAAGGCCACUGACUUUGAAUCCAUUUCCGUUGGAUAUUGUUGAUAUUUGUCUCAUCAUGUAUGGAAUUCAGUUAUGUGAUAAACAACUGUUGAAACUAUCUCAGUUCCAAGAGAUCAAGCGAUUUUCUUUGAGAUAAAAGAUAUUUGACUUUAUAAAUGAGCCGUGCCAUGAGAAAACCAACAUAGUGGCUUUGCGACCAGCAUGGAUCCUGACCAGCCUGCGCAUCCACGCAGUCUGGUCAGGAUCCAUGCUGUUCGCUUUCAAAGUCUAUAACAAUUAGAGAAACCGUUUGCGAACAGCAUGGAUCUUGACCAGACUGCGUGGAUGCGCAGGCUGGUCUGGAUCCAUGCUGGUGGCAAAGCCACUGUGUUGGUUUUCCCAUGGCACGGCUCAAAUGAUAUUUUGUGCACAUCUGUUUGGGACAGGACUUGAAAAAUGUCUUCGAGAUAGCCAGAAUUCUGAGAUAGGCAAGUUGGAGAUAUUGAGUUUCAGCUGUGUCUAGCUAGCUUGGGUGUAUAACUGGUUCUAUAAAUGAGCCGCACCAUGAGAAAACCAACAAAGUGCAUUUGCGACCAGCAUGGAUCCAGACCAGCCUACGCAUCAGCUUUCAAAGCCUAUCGCAAUUAGAGAAACCGUUAGCAAACAGCAUGGAUCCUGACCAGACUGUGUGGAUGCGCAGGCUGGUCUGGAUCCAUGCUGGUCGCAAAUGCACUAUAUUGGUUUCCUCAUGGUGUGGCUCAAAUAUGUCUGCUUGUGCAUUUAUACCUGGAUUAAAAACUGGAGACUUUGUCCACCAUUUUAAACAAGAUCUCAGCACAGGAAUAAACUUUUGAAAAAAAAUGCCACUUUUACCAUAGAAAAUAUUAUAUAAAAGUAGAUCACUAUUACAAAACCUGUCUCAAAAAUACCAGUGUCAUUUAGAAUAGGAACAUAUAGAGAGUAGAAAAGUGAAUGUUGUUAAAGUUAUAAAUUUUGUACAUAGUACGUUAUGUUUUCUAUUGUUGUCUGUUAAUCACUGUGCAAUUAAGUAGUGAUAUCUUAACAUUAUGUACAUUUAUUGUUGAUAGGCCAAAAUUAAAAGCAUUUUGCUUUUUAACCCAUUCAAAUGCUUACAAAUAGACCUUUAUUGUUGAAGCGAAUACUCUUUGUCUUAAGUAAUGUAAUUUGGGGUAUUUUGGACUUGGUUAAUGACCGGCAUUGUAGUUUGUAAAUCUGUUCAGAAUCAAGCAAAAAAUGAAUGCAUGAUUGACCAGUAUGUUGUAAUAUAAACUAUGUUAUCAAUUUGUUAGCAUGCCAGGUGCAAAGCAGCUAUACAAUGGACUCCUAUGCCAGUGUUAGUAAUUUUUAGUUGGAGAAUCGUGGGCUCGAACUCACAACCCCUGGUUUCCUAGUCAAACAGUGUUACCACUGGACCACUGCAUCCACUCUAUCCUUGCAGACCCUGACCAUUGUCCUCACAUGUCCUGCGUUUCCACACAGGACUCAAAACACAGUUCACUGGAAAGUUGCGACCUUGAGAGAGCAAAUUUCUGUAUUUUGCUAAAGUUCAAAUGUUAAACAAACCAAACAGUAGUAAAAUAUUUUACCAUGCCAAAAUAUCCCAAUCUAUGACAUAUACCUGUUACAGCUCAAUUAAAAAACCAAAUAUAGUUAUAUUGGCAACGUUUUUAUUCAUUUUUAGCCCACCAUCAUCAGAUGGUGGGCUAUUCAAAUCACUCUGCGUCCGUGGUCCGGCGUCCUUCCGUCCGUCCGUCCGUCCGUCCGUCCUUCCGUUAACAAUUUCUUGUUAUCGCAUCUCCUCAGAAACUACCAGGGGGAUUUUGACCAAACUUUGUCAGAAUGAUGUAUUGGUACCCUAGUUGUGUCCCCCUGAAAAUCAGAAUGGUUCAACAAAUUUUUAGUAAGUUAUGGCCCUUUGUUUAUUUCUAUAAUUUACAUAGAUUUAUAUAGGGAAAAACUUUGAAAACCUUCUUGGCCAAAACCACAGAGCCUAGGGCUUUGAUAUUUGGUAUGAAGCAUCAUCUAGUGGUCCUCUACCAAGAUGAUUGAAAUUAUUUCCCUGGGGUCUAAUAUGGCCCCGCCCGGGGGUCACAUGGUUUAUAUAGACUUAUAUAGGGAAAAACUUUGAAAAACCUCUUGUCCAAAACCACAGGGCCUAGGGCUUUGAUAUUUUGUAUGUGACAUCAUCUAGUGGUCUUCUACUAAGAUUGUUCAAAUUAUCACCCUAGGGUCAAAUAUGGCCCCGCCCCGGGGGUCACAUGGUUUACAUAGACUUAUAUAGGGAAAAACUUUGAAAAUCUUCUUGUCCAAACCACAAAGCCUAGGGCUUUGAUAUUGUAAUGUAGCAUCACCUGGUGGUUUUCUACCAAGUUUGUUAAAAUUAUCCCCCUAGGGUCAAAUAUGGCCCCGCCCUGGGGUCACAUGGUUCAUAUAGACUUAUAUAGGGAAAAGCUUUUAAAAACUUCUUGUCAAUAACCUACAACAUUCAAAUUUGGACCACAUGUAUGGUUUUGAGUGGCAAGAUGAACCUUGACAUGAGUUGACCUUGAUUUUGACCUUGUGACCUACUUUCACAUUUCUGUAGCUACAACCUUCAAAUUUGGACCACAUGCAUAGUUUUGUGCACUGAUAUAAACUUUGACCUUGACAUUGACCUAGUGACCUACUUUCACAUUUUUGAAGGUACAGGCUUCAAAUUUGGACCACAUGCAUAAUUUCGUGUUCUGAAAUGAAAUUUGACAUUGAUUUUGACCCAGUGACCUACUUUCACAUUUCUCAAGCUACAGCCUUCAAAUUUGGACCACAUGCAUGGUUUUAUGUACCGAAACAAACUUUAACCUUUACAUUGACCUAGUGACCUACUUUCACAUUUUUGAAGGUACAGGCUUCAAAUUUGGACCACAUGCAUAGUUCUGUAUUCCAAAAUAAAAUUUGACCUUGAUUUUGACCUAGUGACCUACUUUCACAUUUCUCAAGCUACAGCCUUCAAAUUUGGACCACUUGCAUAGUUUUGUGUACCGAAAUGAACUUUGACCUUAAGAUUGACCUAGUGACCUACUUUCACAUUUCUGUAGCUACAGGCUUCAAAUUUAGACCACAUGCAUGGUUUUGUGUACCGAAACAAACUUUGACCUUUACAUUGACCUAGUGACCUACUUUCACAUUUCUCAAGCUACAGCCUUCAAAUUUGGACCACUUGUGUAGUUUUGUGUACCGAAAUGAACUUUGACCUUAAGAUUGACCUAGUGACCUACUUUCACAUUUCUGUAGCUACAGGCUUCAAAUUUAGACCACAUGAAUAGGAUUGUGUACCAAAACAAACUUUGACCUUUACAUUGACCUAGUGACCUACUUUCACAUUUUUGAAGGUACAGGCUUCAAUUUUGGACUACAUGCAUAGAUUUGUUUCUGAAGUGAAAUUUGACCUUGAUUUUGACUUAGUGACCUACUUUCACAUUUCUCAAGCUACAGCCUUCAAAUUUGGACCACUUGCAUAGUUUUGUGUACCGAAUUAAACUUUGACCUUAAGAUUGAUCUAGUGACCUACUUUCACAUUUCUCAAGCUACAGCUUUCGAAUUUGGACCACAUGCACAGUGUUGUGUACGGAAAUGAAAUUUGACCGUGAGCUAGUCAGUAAGUCUUGAAAUUUGGAACACUCAAAAAUGGCACAUUGGUGGGCGCCAAGAUCACUCUGUGAUCUCUUGUUUACCUUUAUGUUAUUUUUCUUCCUUACAAAUUAUACCUCUUGUUCUUCACUUUGUUUUUAUGAUUAUAAUUGUACAUUUGGUUAAAAAAAUAAUUGAGAAACUAUUAAGAAAUAUUCUAUUACAGACAUGUGCAUCAUUUCAAUGCUACUUUGCAUUAAAGAGUGCUUGAAGCAUGGUUAAAUUCGCUGUAUCUUUUGCAGUGAAACUGUUAAUUGGCAUUAAAGAUUGACGGAGAGAAAUAAUACUAUAACAACAACAAGAAUGUUUCUUAUUUUAAAAAAAGCAAGAAGACUAAAAAAAUUAUUUUGAAGAAGUUUUGCUUUGGCAGUGAAAAUUAGGUAAAUUAUUAAGAAAUAUUCAGUUGUUUUUAUUUUGUAACAGGGAUAGCAGCACAUAUGUUCCGCCUUGAUGUAUGACAUGAUUGUUACGAAAUAUGUUCUUUGUUCUGUUAAUUGUUAUAGAUGUAUGUUGUUGCAAUGUUUUGUUGAGAUUGGUUUGUAAAUGUUGAGAUUGAUUUUGUUUUUACACAUGUAAAUAUUGGCUCCAUUUAUUAAGAGACUAUUUUAAUGAGUGGAUAUAUGGCGAAAAAUGUGAACUUUGAAGGGUCAUGCUUCCAGAUGUAAUAUGUUUUGUUUUUGUUGGGUUUAACGUUGCACUGACAUAGGUCAUAUGGUCCGUGCAUUAUUUCAUCAAGGGCAGGCACCUGGGUAGAACCAGUGACCUUCCGUAAGUUAAUUGGAUAGCAUCUUCACAUGAAGAAUUCAACGCCCCGAGCAAGGCUCAAAUCCACAUCUUUGAGGGGCAAGUGAUUCAAAGUCAGCGGCCUUAACCACUCGCCCAUAGAAGCCCCUAGAUAUAAUUUGAUCUUAUUAAAAUCAAGAUAGUUUUGUAAGUGUUAUAGAACAAAAGUAAAUAAAGAGUUUUAGUCUUUAUUGAUCUUUAAAAAAUACUUGAAAGUAGGGAUAAUGCAAGUUUUUUUUUGUUAUAACAUCUGCUGAAUCCCAUAGGAUAUUGGUUGGUGCCCGAGCCCAACGUAUCCAGAGGGAUUCUGAAGAUGUUAUAACACGAAAUGAACAUGAGCUAAUGCUAUUCUAGCUUAAAACGCGUAAAAACUGAUAAAUGAAGGCAUUGUCACUCAACGUCAUAAAAUUUCCACGAAAUGCACAGGAAUGUCUGUGUUGUUUUUAGCUCGACUAUUCGAAGAAUAAGUAGAGCUAUCCUACUCACCACGGCGUCUGCGUCGGCGUCACACCCUGGUUAAGUUUUUCGUACCAGUCCACUUUUUGACAAAGUCUAUUGAGAUAAAGCUUUGAAACUUUCAACACUUGUUUACCAUCGCCAUGUCCAGUUUUAGGCAAGAGUACAUAACUCCAUCAAGUAUUUUGACUGAGUUAUGGCCCCUUUUAACUUAGAAAUCUUGGUUAAGUUUUUUGUACCAGUUAACAUUUUGUGUAAAAUGUUUGGCAUAUGGCUUUGAACCUUUUAUCUCUUGUUUAAUAUAACAGUCUCUAUCUGUAGGCAAGAGUACAUAACUUUGUCAAUUAUUUUGGCUGAAUUAUGGCACUUUUUGGACUUGGAAAUUGGUACAAUUUUUGUACAAGUCUAUGUUUUGUCAAAACUAUUUGACAUGCGGCUUUGAAAGUUUGAACAAUUGUUUAUCAUCAUGGUUUAUAUUUGUAGACAAGAGUACAUAACUCUGUCAACUAUUUUGGCUGAAUUAUGGCCCUUUUUUGACUUGGAAAUUGGUUCAGUUUCCGUACAAGUCCAUGUUUUGUCAAAACAAUAUGACAUAUGGCUUUGAAACUUUGAACACUUGUUUAUCAUCCUGAUUUCCACCUGUAGGCAAGAGUACAUAACUCUGUCAACUAUUUUGGCUGAAUUAUGGCCCUUUUUGGACUUGGAAAUUGGUAUAAUUUUUUUACAUGUCCAUGUUUUGUCAAAAUUAUUUGACAUGUGGUUUUGAAAGUUUGAACAAUUGUUUAUCAUCAUGAUUUAUAUUUGUAGGCAAGAGUACAUAACUCUGUCAACUAUUUUGGCUUAAUUAUGGCCCUUUUUUGACUUGGAAAUUGGUUCAGUUUUCGUACAAAUCCAUGUUUUGUCAAAACUAUUUGACAUAUGGCUUUGAAACUUUGUACACUUGUUUAUCAUCAUGAUUUCCAUCUGUAGGCAAAAGUAUAUAACUCUGCCGACUAUUUUGGCAGAAUUAUGGCCCUUUUUGGACUUGGAAAUUGGUUCAGUUUCAUACAAGUCAACGUUUUGUCAAAGCUUUUUGACAUGUGGCUUUGAAACUUUUAACAUUUGUUUAUCAUCAUGAUUCCAAUCUGUAGGCAAGAGUACAUAACUCUGUCAACUAUUUUGGCUAAAUUAUGGCCCUCUUUGGACUUGGAAAUCAGUUAAGAUUUCGUACCAGUCUGUAUUUUGCCUUACCUGUUUGUCAUAAGGCUUUGAAACUUUGACCACUUGUUUACCUUCAUAGUCUACUUACCUAGGACAAGGACUUUAGCUCAGUUAUGGCCCUUAUUUGGACAUAGAAAUUAGUUACCGUAUUUAUAAUAUAGGUCGCACUCGUGUAUAAGAUGCAGUGAAAAAUAUCAGCAGAAUUCUGGAAAAUGCUUAUACCCACUUAUCACUUAUCCGAAUUUAUGUUUGUCUGAAAUUCACUAUAGUUUCUACGAACUUGCCGGUUUUUAGCUCGACUAUUCGAAGAAUAGUCUAGCUAUUCUACUCACCCUGGCGUCGGCGUCGGCGUCACACCUUGGUUAAGUUUUUGCAUGCAAGUACAUACAGCUAUCAUUUAAAGGCAUAUAGCUUUGAAACUUAUUUAUUCUUUUUCUAGGUCAAUUACCAACCUCACUGGGUCAAGUUCCAUAACUCUAACAUGUAUUUUGAGCAAAUUAUGCCCCCUUUUGGACUUAGAAAAUUCUGGUUAAAGUUUUACAUGCAAGUUACUAUCUCCAAAACUAAUGCAGAUAUUGAAUUGAAACUUCACAUGUGUCUUCGGGGUUAAAAAAUAAGUUGAUAGCACCAAGUCCCAUAACUCUGACCUUCAUUUUGGCCAAAUUAUGCCCCCUUUUGGACUUAGAAAAUUCUGGUUAAAGUUUUGCGUGCAAGUACAUACAGCUAUUACUAAAAGGCAUAUAGAUUUGAAACUUAUUUUUUCUUUUUCUAGAUCAAUUACCUACCUCACUGGGUCAAGUCCCAUAACUCUGGCAUGUAUUUUGGCCAAAUUAUGCCCCCUUUUGGACUUAGAAAAUUCUGGUUAAAGUUUUGCGUGCAAGUACAUACAGCUAUUACUAAAAGGCAUAUAGAUUUGAAACUUAUUUUUUCUUUUUCUAGAUCAAUUACCUACCUCACUGGGUCAAGUCCCAUAACUCUGGCAUGUAUUUUGGCCAAAUUAUGCCCCCUUUUGGACUUAGAAAAUUCUGGUUAAAGUUUUGCGUGCAAGUACAUACAGCUAUUACUAAAAGGCAUAUAGAUUUGGAACUUAUUUAUUCUUUUUCUAGAUCAAUUACCUACCUCACUGGGUCAAGUUCCAUAACUCUUAACAUGUAUUUUGAGCAAAUUAUGCCCCCUUUUGGACUUAGAAAAUUCUGGUUAAAGUUUUACAUGCAAGUUACUAUCCCCAAAACUAAUGCAGAUAUUGAAUUGAAACUUAACAUGUUUCUUCGGGGUUAUAAAACUAGUUGAUAGCAUCAAGUCCCAUAACUCUGAUAUGUCCCCUUUUGAACUUAAAACUCUUUUGAUAUUUAACAUUUUGGGUAAUAAUUUCCAGCUUCUGUGACAAUAUUUCGAAUAGUCGAGCUUGGCUGUCUUAUGGAAAGCUCUUGUUUCUUAAUCAUUAUUGAUGUUUUUGGAUGUUGUGACAAGUAUUUAAAUUGAAAAGCAUAAACUCUGUGUAAGCACUAACUGCCGCAUCCUCUGACCACUCCAUGAAUAUUGACGCCAGUGAAAACGAAAGUCAUCUUGGCACGUGGCGGUAAAAUGACGUAAUUUUAAGACUGGUUUGCAAAUUGUUUUGAACAUUACGGAUCAGCGACUAUGAUCAUAUUGGAUCAGUAUAAAAUCUCGCAUGCACGUUUACACUAUUGCCUCCGGGUAUGAUUAAAUGGUUAAUUGUUUGCAGAUUGUGACAGUAGGUUAAGAUAAGUAAUGCCUCGGGCGUGAAUUUCUCGAUAACAAGAGGAUUAUAGACAACUAUCAAAAUUAUGUUUGAAGAUUAGAUAAUCGAUUUCCGGGCUACCUGAUAUGGAGUUUCAAGUAUUUUAAUGCAAAAUGUGUGAAAACACGCCGGGAAAGUUUUACACAGGUCUUGUUAAAAACUUAAUGAUCAAUUACAGAAAUGCGUUGUAAAAUAUAUUUUAAUGAAAAACAGCAUUUAUUUAUCUUUUUUUACGCGAGCUCUAAAUUUUACAUUUUAUACAAAAGUAAUUUAAGACGCCGGGUCCCGAUACCGGGUAUUAGCUAUGCCUGAGUCAUUGGUAUUUACUCCCCUUCAAUUCUCUUCAAUAUAGAGGUACGUGGGGUAAACAAAGAUCGAUUUUCUUAAUUUUUGAGUCGGGGGAAAUGUUUGGUCUUUUUCUAUCCCCAUAUAUAGGACGCAUCGGUCCUUCGAGACCAGAAUCUUGUAAAAAAAUGUGCGUCUUAUAUUUGUAGGAUGACGGUAGGUUUCGCAUACCAUUCGAUAUUUUGUCUAUUAACUGUUUGAUAUAUGGCUUUGAAACUUUGAACACUUGCUUACCAACAUGGUCAUACAUUGCCAUAUACAUGUAGUGCAAGACUUACCCAACUCCACAAAUGCAGGUACAUUGUCUUAUCUGUUCCUUUUCUUUUGUCUGAAAAUCUCAGGUAAUAUUUUGACCCUAUACUUCUGUCAAUGCUUCGAAUAGUCAAGUGCGCUGUCAACAGACAGCUCUUGUUAUAUGUUGAGGUCAUUUCUUUUUGAAUUAUCCGUUUUGAGGCCGAAUGACUGUUACACUUUGCCACAGAAUGCGCAUAUAUAAAAAGGUAUUUUAACAGCAUGUGAGCACAAGAACCUCUCUGUUAACACACAUUUUCUCUAGUGUUAAAACACACCCAAAAAGUGGCAAGAACAGAAGUUUUAUGCUAGAAUGUAUAGUAUAAGAAAUACUUCAAAAAUGCUGUCUACCAUGUGAGUCACACAGUAAAAAAAUAAUGUUGCAUAUAAGGAGUCUAGCUGUACUUUAUACAAUACUUACAUGAGCCGAGCCAUGAGAAACAUAGUGGGUUUGCAACCAGCAUGGAUCCAGACCAGCCUGCGCAUCCACGCAGUCUGGUCAGGAUCCAUGCUGUUCGCUUUUAAAGCCUACUGCAAUUAGAGAAACCGUUAGCGAACAGCAUGGAUCCUGACCAGACUGCGCAGAUGCGCAGGCUGGUCUGGAUCCAUGCUGGUCGCAGAGCCACUAUGUUGGUUUUCCCAUGGCAUGGCUCAAUUAUGUAUCAUUUUAAUGAUGCUGAUAUUUUAUAGACACUGAAGUUUGUAUAUUGUGAUGAACAUAGGGAAGCAUGCCACUUUAAAGCUUCAAGAAUUUAUGAUAAAACUUUAAGCUUUAGGAGCAUUGCAUUGAUAGAAAAUCUACAAUUAUUGAUUCUUGUAUGACAUUGUUAUAGGACGGACAUUUUAUUGAGAAUGUAAUAUUGUUAAAACAUACAUCUUCGUACAAUUUUCAUGUCUAUUUUAUUUAACAUUAAAGAUUUACUGUUUAGUUAGCAUAAUUUUGUUAUAUGAAUAACCAUGAAGCUUUUCAAAGGAUUAUGUCCCUUUUCAGAUGUAAUAGUAUUUCUUGUCAUUAAAACUGUCUCUUUUGUAUCACUAACUGUAUACUGUAUAGUUCUCAGAUAUUUAAAAUUUUGCACUUCUCAUUUAAUAUUUAAGUUAACCCGUACCAUGCUAAAUUUAUAUAAUGAAUUUGUCUAUCUUUCAAUUUGAACAGUACCAUUAACUGUUAAAAGGGGUGAUUACCAAAAAGAUGCUGAAUAGCGAACAGUGCAGAUCAUGAUCAGACUGCACAGAUGUGCAGGCUGAUCAUAAUCUACACUGGACGCAUAGGCAGAAUCAUUCGUGUCCGGCAUGAUGAGGGUUAACAGAUUUACUUCAUAUUUGGCUGGGAACACUGUCUAAGGGCAUGAAAUUAUUUUUAGAAAAGCGAUGAAAAUGAAUAAAAUAUGUUAUGCUGCGGUGUAGAGUAAAUGUAUGUAAAUGAAAAACAAUCGUUAAAGAAAUACCUAACACAUUAUUACAUGUAAAUUAUCACACUUUACACACUGAUCAUGAUAAUUAAUGACUAAGAUAUUUCGAUACUGUCCCACCUGUACAGAAGGAACUUUUUUAUCAUCAAAAUGAAAAAACUUGUAAUUACAGUCGAACUUCGAUGGCUCAAACUCGAGGGUCCCAUGGAAAUUAGUUCGAGUUUUCCGUUGUUCGAGCCAUCCAAUUGGCGGCCAUUUUGAAUUUUGGAAUUCGAGGGCAUGAUGUGUUACAAACCUUACACCGUAAUAUAUUGUCAUAUUGUACCUAAAUGCGUGUACAAUACGAUGAUAAAUAAGAUAUGAACGCUGAAAUAUGCUUUAUUAUUUAUUUUCAAACAUGACAUAGAUAUGGAAAAAACACAGAUAAAACACUAAUAUAAUUAUAAGAAUUUGGUGAAGACAGCAUCAUAUAGAAAGACAUGAAUAACAGACCUUUUUGAAUCAUAGUCCAGUACAAAUACUAUCAAAUAUAUUGCUUUCCAGUAGCCGACUUAGCUAUCCCUACGUAUCGGGGUCCUUUACUAAGUUGUUCAGCCAUGCUAAAGCAGUAUGAAAGUUGAUGUCGGAUCUCCCGUUUUUAUGCAGCAAAAACAAAGACAGACAUAGUAUGUACAUUGCUCAAUCAUUUUAAAUAAUUUUAUUCGUAUAAAUCAAAGCCCAUUAAAGCAUUGCAGUGAACGAAAGUCACUUUGUUUAAUUUGUUUGUCGUAUACCAACGCUAAUUACGUAAGCGUGCGAAAAUUACGCACGCGCCGGUUAAAGGGGAAGCUUGGUGAAUGUCAGGCAGAAGUGUGAAAAACUUUGUAAAUACAAGCCAUCCCGGCAAAAAUUGUCUGUUCGACUGAAUAGGUGUAAUUAUCACUGUAAUUAAGCCGAGGGGACCACUAAAUGAGUUCGAGAGUUCGAAUUAUCGAAGUUCGAGCAAUCCGAGGUAGAACUAUAUAGAAUAAAGAAGGAAUAAAUUCGGGACCAGGCGAAGAAUUCGAGCAAUCCUGGGUGUUCAAAAGAUCCGAGUUCAAGCCAUUGAAGUUCAACUGUAAUAAGAUUUUGCCUUCAGUGAAAUGCAAGCCUUAAGAUUACAAAUCAGGUAGCUACUGGCAGAGAACUGAAACUCCUAUUUCUAUACUGCACUAUUUAAAUGCUAAACACAAGCACACAGAGACUUUUUAAGAGGGUGUAAAAAUAAAAUAAAUGUAUUGUUUAUGUACAUAACUUGUAGGGAAAAUCCUGAUACCUACAUUAGAAACCAUAAAACAUACCAAAUACACAUUGCAAGCCUAGCACUACCAUUCCUUCAUGGAACCAAGUACCCUGAUUUUUAGCUCGACUAUUCAUAGAAUAGUAGAGCUGUUGGACUCGCCCAUGCGUCCGCGUCCGCGUCCCAAUUUGGUUAAGUUUUUGUAUGUAAGCUGGUAUCUUAGCAACCACUUGUGGGAAUGGAUUGAAACUUCACACACUUAUUCACUGUGAUAAACUGACUUACAUUGCACAGGUUCCAUAACUCUGUUUUGCUUUUUUACAAAAUUAUGCCCCUUUUUUGACUUAAAAAUUUUUGGUUAAGGUUUUGUAUGUAAGCUGGUAUCUCAGUAACCACUUGUGGGAAUGGAUUGAAACUUCACACACUUAUUUACUGUGAUAAACUGACUUACAUUGCACAGGUUCCAUAACUCUAUUUUGCUUUUUUACAAAAUUAUGCCCCUUUUUCGACUUAGAAUUUUUUGGUUAAGGUUUUGUAUGUAAGCUGGUAUCUCAGUAUUCACUAAUGGGAAUGGAUUGAAACUUCACACACUUGUUCACUGUCAUGAUCUGACAUGCACAAAGCAGGUCCCAUAACUUUAUUUUGCUUUUUUACAAAAUUAUGCCCCUUUUUCAGCAUAGAAAUUUUUGGUUAAGUUUUUGUAUGUAAGCUGGUAUCUCAGUAUCCACUAAUGGGAAAGGAUUGAAACUUCACACACUAGUUCACUGUCAUGAUAUGACAUGCAGUGCAAAGGGUCAAUAACUCAACUUUGCAUUUUACAAAAUUAUGCCCCUUUUUGAACUUAGGAGUUUUUGGGUUAAAUUCUUAUAUGUAAGCUGGUAUCUCAGUACCCACUAAUGGGAAUGGAUUGAAACUUCAUACACUUGUCCACUGUCAUGAGCUGAUAAGCACUAUGCAGGUUCCAUAACCCUAUUUUACUUUUUUACUAAAUUAUGCCCCUUUUUCGACUUUCUUAUUCAUUCAAGCAACAAGGCUGUUAAAUAGUCGAGCGUUGCUGUCCUCCGACAGCUCUUGUUAGAAAAAAUGUAACUUUUUGCUACAAAAAAUAGAGAAUAGUAGACAACAUAUUUCCAUUUGCUAAUGACCUUUUUCACUUGGAAUGUUCUGUUUACUGAAAUAUCCACCUAUUUUUCAAGGAAGGGUAGUUGAUUGGAAGCUAAUUAUGUAAAAUAUAGCCCAUUGUCUUCAAAGCACUUAAAGAAUAAGCAUAAUCUGUCAGUAAAAUAUUAUUUGCCAUUUUAUUAUUCCUUACAGCAGUUAUUUUUCUUUCCUUAGAAUACUCGUUUGUUAGAUAAAAAUCAAACUUUGCAUAAUUCAUGUUUAGACAGCUUGACUGUUGUAUGCGUAACAAAAUAGCAACACCAAAGAUGUUAAACAUAUUAAAUGGACAUGACUCCUUGAUUGGGACUAUUUAUAUCAUACAGAAACUAUAUCCUGUUGUUAAAAACUUUAAAUUUAAAGAGAGGACGAAGAGUUAUAUGUUGGGUUCAGCAUCCUGUUUGUUUAUAAAAUCACAUGUGUAGUCUGUAACUUGUAAAAAAAAGCUCUACUGUGUUAGUCACACAAGAAAAAGGUGCUGCCAGAUGAUAUAGAUUUUGAUAUAGUUUAUAAUUUAUACAAAAAUAUGGACUGAAAUACAAAUUUUGGUAUUAUUUAUGGUUUAUUCCAAACAUAUUGACUGAAAUACAAGUUUUGAUAUACUUUAUAGCUUGUUCCAAGUUAUUGUCUGAAAUAUGGAUUUUGAUGUACUUUAUAGUUUAUUCCAUAAAUUAAACCAAAAUAUAGGUGUUGCUAUCUUUUAUUUUUAUUUUAUUAUUGUGAUGUUUAUUUGGAUACAUGUUUCUUAAAACACUCAUAUUAUUGUUUUUGCACCAAAAAAAAACCUAUAUAACUACAAAACCAUGCAUUUUCAUUAUUUAGUAAAUGUUAUAUACCCGAUUUUAAGAGGCCUGUUUCACAGGCAGUAAGUACCGGUAUUCUUUACUAUGGAUUUUGGAUGGGUUUCCUGACUGGUUCUGUAAUCAGUCUAAAAACUGUUCAGUCAUAUUUUUAGUUGAAACAGGAGCAAGGAUGAGUGUCUAAGUUAAAAUAAUCAGCAUUAACCCUUAGCCUGCUAAAUUUCUAAAAUGGACUGUUCCAUCAUUCAGUUUGGGCAAUACCAUUUAUUAUUCGAAGGGAUGUUCACUGAAAAUUUACUAACUGAAUAGCGAACAGUGCAGACCAUGAUCAGCCUGCACGGAUGUGCAGGCUGAUCUUGGUCUGCACUGGUCGCAAAGGCAAAACCAAUGGCCGCCAGCAGGCUAAGGGUUAAAGGAUUUUCUGGAAAUAUAAUUUCCCAAAGCUAAGACAUAUUUUGUGUUUGAAAUAAGUUUUUGUGAAACAGAUAUUCAAAAAAUUCUACUUGUUUUAUGACAGUUUAACAGUAUAAUUAAACUGAAAUGAUCAUGACUUAAUGUUUGACUAUAUAUAUUUACUCCCAACAGUUACUGAAUCAUAAUUACUUUAGAUACAAUCUUUAGAUCUUGGUAAAAUUUGAAUUUUUUUAUACUCUGCCAAAUCAUUUUGCUUAACCCCCAAAAAAUAAUGAUAUACAGAAUCAUAACUGGCUGUUUUCUAGGGACAUCAUAUAUCACUCUAAUUCAUUAAUCAGUCCAAAGACACAUAUUAAAUAAAAGGUGAAGGCGUCUUCACUUAUAAACAAGAUCUCAUUGAUUUAACAUGAUUUCAGUCCAUGCCAUUUUGACAGAUUCAGAUCUGUUCAUUUUUAGAAGUCUUUGGUUUUACAAAAUUGUAAAAUAUAUGUAAGUAGACAGAUUUAAAAAGUCAUUUCAGAUUUAGAUAAUUGCUCUGAAUAUAGGACAGUAUUUGAAGACUUUUGUGUGUAUGUGUGUGCAUGUGUGUAGACCUACUUGUAAGAUACCCACAUAGGAAUUUGUAAUCUAAGCUUUUUUAAUUAAUCUAAACAAAUUCUUGGAGAUAUUUUGUACUAACAUAGUUGAAAGUGACAUUAUAUAUAUAUAUAUAUAUAUAUAUAUAUAUAUACAUGUCAAAUUGUAAAUUUUUUCAGCUUAUUUCGAAAAUGACUUUUAUUGAUAUCACAUUUAGCUGCAAGAAAAAUUUACAUUACAUUUACAUCAUGUUUAAAUGACAGAAUAGUGAUGAGAAUAAAAGCAUAAAUUAGUAUUAGUAUAUAUUUGAUUGUUGACAUAUUUUGUAAUUUGUACUUGAAGCUGCAAAAGUACAUGUGUUACACUGUAUUUAUAUGACAGAAAUUGAUUAUAAAUUAUAUUAGCAUAAAAUUUUAGCAUAAGUUUAUAAUUAGCAUAAACAUGACAUUUAUGUUGCAGCAUGAAAGAGUGCUGUUAUAUAUAACAAGAUUAAAUAAAAAUAGAAUAAAAGAUAUUAGCAUGACUUAAUACUAGCAUAAAUUUGUUAAUUAACAAUUUGAUAGAUUAUCCUAUGUUGACAGUAGCAUAUAUAUAAACAAAGUAGGUUUGUUAUGAUGUUGAAUAUGAAAGAAAUCUGAUAUUGUUUUCAGUGUUGUAUUUAGCAAAGUUUUACCAUUUGAAAGAGUUUUUGGCAUGAGACUUUUAGAAUUUUAGUUAGAGAGAGAAGAGAGAGCUGAUGGUUACAUGAUGUCUUGUAUCUGUUAUUGCAACAGGGAGUUUACAUUUGAAUAUGUGUACAUGUGCUUGUUGUAAUUCCCUGUACUGCUACCUAUUGUUUGACGUUGUGGGAAUGAAAUAAAGCCAUUACAUUAAUUUGAUAACAGACUAGUAUAAUAACAUAAAUUUGAUAAUAGACUAGUAUAAUAAAGCUCCGACAUUGACGUUUUAUGUAUAGGAGACGUUGGUCGCAUUUACUUUGUCUAUAAUUGGUAAAGAAAGAAGAGAGUUUGAUGUUUCAACAGGAAAAGCUUACAUGUAAUUCAAAGAAUAUUACAUUUGUAUCUUUCCACAUAUCUUUCCACAUUGAAUUUAUUAAACUUGUUGAAUAAAAUUGAUAAAAUGCUUGGCAGAGCCUCGCGUUUUAUUAUUUUAUUCAACUCGUUUAUUAAAUUCAGUAUGAAAAGACACUCAUCUGAUGUCCUCUAUUUAUCAGCCAAGAUUGUUCAACAAGUUUUUCUUUUAAUCAAUUGAGUGGCUUUAAUACACAUAUUAAGUUUUGAGUUGAUGUUUAUGGCAAUGUUUGGUUUAAUUUUUUAUAUGUGUACAUGCUUGCACAAGUAUGAAAUUUUAACACCUAUCUUUUUUCCAGUUUAACUACACAAUGUUUUGUAUAAGAAACUUUUCUUAGAUUGAAUUAAGUUGAAGGUUCUAAGGAAGUUGUUCUGUAUAUAGCAAAGUACAUGAACAAUUAGACUACAUUGAUGUAAUGUAACAUUAUAAACCAGAGAUUUGUUAAACUGUUAACUAACCUGUAUUUUCUCUUUACCAAGGUCUGUCUUAGUUCUUCCAGGGACACACAAUAUUACAAUAUUUGUCUCAUAUAAUUUGACGACUUAUCAAUGAAAAAGCUUUUUUUGCUUUAAACGCAGUAUGCAUUUAGGCGGUUGAUUCUAGGGUUAUACCAGAUUUUGUGAGAAAAUAUUCAGUAACAGUUCAGUUUAUUAUUGCUUUUUUCUGACAAAGCAGGAUCUUUGAUUUAUUAAAAUUGAAACUUGCAGAUAUGACAUAUUUAAGAAAUAACAUAUACAAAACAAUUUUGUUGUUUAAUAAAAUUAUAGUUUGUCGUUCAGAUGUAGAGGAUUUGUAUAAUAAGGGCAAAGUCCAAGUGAUAUGAUAAUACACAUCUGAACAACAAUGAUUUUAUUCUUAACCUUUACCUUGCUAAAUUUCUAUAAUGGACUGGUCCAUCAUCCGGUUUGGGCAAUGCCAUUUAUUAUUUGAAGGGUGUUCACUGAAAAUUUACUGAUUGAAUAGCGAACAGUGCAGACCAUGAUCAGACUACACUGAAGUGCUUGCUGAUCUUCCUCUGCACUGGUCACAAAGGCAGAACCACUUGCCGACAGCAGGUUAAGAAAAUCAUUAUUUCAAUUCUAAUACAAUUCUACAUCCUUGAGGAUAUACAUCAAAUAUUUACCUGAUUUGUUUUUGGCUUUCCUCCGCAGCAUAAUGACAAUGAUUGUGACAUACAGAUAAAAGACUGAACAGAAAAUUAUCAUAACUCAAUGAAUUUAAGAACAAAUUAAACCAUUGUGAUGGUGAUUUUGUUGCUUCAGUCUUUGUUGGAAAACAGAAAAACUGGUCAUGUUAGCAUUGAAAAUAAACCACUAGGAGGAUUGUAAAACAAUUGCUGAUGUACUUUUUUGUAAUCAACAUGUUCAGCAUUUUCAAGAGACUGUAGAGGAAAGAUACUAUUUACACCAUAGCUGAAUUUGAAAUUCUGUAUGCUGAAUGUCGCAUACUGGUAUAUUGCUGCAACCUGAGUGUCAUAUUUUAAGCCGAUCGCCACUUUUGCAGUAAGUUAAAUGUCUCUACCAAAUGUUAGUGUAUUAAAGUCUUCUAAAUGAAGCUUUAUGUAAUUUACUCCAGAUCUGUACAUUAUAGAUUAAAUAAUUUUACCAAGAACUGAAGAUGAAAACUAUAUUAUUUAGGAUACAUGGUGGAAGUUUUAUGGAACUUGUUUUCUGUCGUUAACUUUUGCAAUAUUUGGAGAAGUGCUUUUAUAUGUCUGAAAAUAUUUGUUAGUCAUUAUCUAUAUUGUUGAACUCUUAAUAAACAUGUCUUUACA
Molecule: messenger RNA, 23341 nt
Organism: Mercenaria mercenaria
Lineage: Eukaryota; Metazoa; Mollusca; Bivalvia; Venerida; Veneridae
Product: inactive phospholipase C-like protein 2
Exons: 27
Coding region: 3-3197 (1064 amino acids)
Biological process (GO): intracellular signal transduction; lipid metabolic process
Molecular function (GO): phosphatidylinositol-4,5-bisphosphate phospholipase C activity
Source: RefSeq, a predicted model, not a curated record